AUGUACUGGCUCUCAUACUAUUAUAACACAGAGAGCACAGUCUGCAUGAUCAAGAAUUUAAAAUUCAGUUUCGAUCUGCCCGAUGAAGAAGAUAAAAAAUCACCAGUUCUCCUUCUAGGAGUGAAUAAAAUAUCUGACUCCCCAUUUGCAAGAAGGCGUCAUGACCCACAGACCGGUUCAAUACGCUUCUUCAGACCUCCUAAGUCCAAAUAUACAAGAGGAUUAAAUGGUGACGAAAGAUUGGAGAAGAUAAGAAAGGAUCUCCUCCUUCAUAAACACAAGCCUGACAUAUACAUUCCUAAUAUAAGACAGACUAAAGACAACUGUCACAGACUCACGUGUAUCAGUAGCUGUAUCUGUGACGCAUCAGAUAGAGGCUCUUUCUCCUUUCACAGACCUAGUUCUGAAUUCAACGAAAUCGAAUUCAAAUACACAGAGCACAUUCCAGAAAAUCAACCAUCCAGCAGCAAAACAUCGUAUAAUAUAACUCCUAAAUCGACUGAGCGCAGACACUUUCUACUAUCGAAUUUAAAUGAGCGUUUUCGUAAGACACUCAGCUUGGAUUCGCGUAAAAUUGAUAGACUUGAUAGGCCCAAAUCUAUAGCCACCAGUAAUAUAGAUAAAGAAGGUUUAGUGCAUCCAAAAAAGAAGAGGAAAUCAUUUUUCUCCCUCGAUACGUUCUUUGAUAAGAAAUCGGAUACCUCGUCAAUAGAUGAUUUCUGUUCGUCAAAGUACAAAAGAUUUGAAUUGGAAACUGAUGAUUCGCCAAUACUUAAAAGUGAUAGAAAGAACACGAGGUGUAAAUUGGAGAAAUUAGAAGACCAUUUCUAUAAGAGUCUGAAACAGAAUGUGGUUGAUGCUGUACCAGCUGAUGCGUAUGAAGAUGAUGUUGAAUAUAUAGAACCUAUAAGUAAUUUCACAAGUCAGAGCACAUUGAUUUUUGAUAAAAACGAUAAAUUUGACGCUACAUUAGAUAUAAAAGCGUUCGAAAUUGUUGUGCAAGAAACAGAUUUGAGUCCAGCGCAUCUAGUAGUCAAAGUUAUGGAUAAGUCGGUAGACUCAAUAGGAAGUUGUUCGUUGGACGUCGACGCGAGCACAGAUUUCUCAGAUACCACAUCGGGAAGUCUGAACAUCCUUACACCAUCAUCAACCACAAGCCGUAUUAAAGAAUUCACGUCGCGAAUACAAGAGAGAGCUGGUACUUUACAACCGAACCUAACUCCCACACCAUUUACACCACCCAGAACCCCAGAAAGACCAGACCUUCUUAAACCCCCAAAAAUCCUGAUUGAUACCUCGAGUCACAGAUCCCGGAACCAUCUUAAAAAACGUGACGAGCAUAAGAAGCCAAGCUACCUGAAUCUGGCCUGUUCAGUCAACGGUUACACAAACCUUACGACAUAUGACUCCAAGAUUCGCCAGGAUAUCAACAAGAGUCGUGAAGCAUCACCCAUACGGCCAAUAACACAUUAUCGAACUGCUGAUCCCCUGCUAGUACCCAUUCCAGUAAGUGCGAACAAAUUGGUUGUACCAACAUUCCCUCAUGAUACCAAUUUGACGUCCAAGGCGCCGAGCAAGGCGCAUACAGACCCAUACUUAGCCAGCUCAUUCAUGGCGGCUGAAAAUCGUCAGCUCAAGAACGACUUCCUCGGUACAAUGACGACAAAAUCCUAUAUUUCAUCAGAAAGCAAGAGCUUCUCUUCCAUACAGAAGGAUGAGGUGGAUCAGGUCUUCAAAUGCAGUUAUUCUGAAACUAAUUUCAUAUCCGGAAAGGAGUUUUCGGAGUAUACCAUAACGUCGAAUGAAAAGCAAGUCGAGAUCACCAAGGAGAAUGGGGAGAAACUCACCAGUCCAAUGAAAAGUUUCAUCCAACAGAGGGUGGAGAGACUGUACGGACCUGGUGCGUUGGCUCAAGGAUUCUUUCAACGGCAUAAAAGCGAAGACAUCUUGACUGAGAAAUCCCUUAACUGCCAAAGCCCUGAGCGAGUCAGAUCUACCGAGGAAACCAGCCCCAAAGACCUUCCAGUCUUGAGACAUUUGAGACCAGAAUUCCGUGCACAACUACCAAUAUUAUCGCCUAGGAAAUCUAAAACUGAUUCACCGAAGUCUGAAACUAGUGAAGUGAACAUUGAAGUAAUUGAGAAUGGUAAAACAGUGAGUGAAGUGAAUGGUGUUAAAAAUGAAGAGAAAACUGGUGAGAUUGUAAAAGAUGCAUACUAUUUCCUGGAUUUGGAGAAGAAAGAGACAGAGAGGCUGAUUGCACUCUCGGCUAGGGCUGAAAAGGAAUUGGAAAGCUUACAAAACCAAGAAAACAUAAGCGAGGAAGUGCUGGGUCUACUCCGAGCUGCCUCAGGGAAAGCAAGGCUUCUGGCCACACAGAAAAUGCAGCAGUUUCAAGGUCUCUGCUAUAACAAUAUAAAUGAAUGUGGAGAUGAGCAGUUUCCGACAACAUUGGAGGACCUCCAAGGCUUCUGGGACAUGGUGUUGCUCCAAGUUAGGAAUGUUGAUGCAUUGUACUCUCAUUUGGAUAGUUUGAAAGCGAAUAAUUGGGAGGAGAUUGCACCAGCACCAUCCAAACUCCCAACUACGCCGGUCCGGGUUAAGGUGGCUCGCUCUCCGCAAGUGAAGAAUGAGAAGGCGCGUCUGGCGGCCGAGAAGAGAGAGGUUGACAGGAAAGCGAUGCUGGAACAUAGGAGGCGCCUGGCACGCGAGCGUCAGCUAGCAGCUCGGGUUUCGUCUCCCGGACAAAGUAACGAAACGGAUCAUUCUAUGUCCGUUGAAGGAAGUCAGGAAGUGGAAAUAUUUGUCGGCAAAAGUUCGCCUAAAGUGAUACCUCAAGGCGAUUGUCCGAGUACGACUCAAUCUGACGAUUCUGUACGCAGCUGA
This is a messenger RNA of Pieris macdunnoughi, 2886 nucleotides long. Lineage: Eukaryota; Metazoa; Arthropoda; Insecta; Lepidoptera; Pieridae. The record is from the annotation of a GenBank genome assembly.